Messenger RNA from Salvia splendens (bonfire salvia), 1187 nucleotides. RefSeq names its product SET domain protein 20 (gene SDG20). Bases 80 to 1057 code for a protein of 325 amino acids. Gene Ontology annotation, molecular function: protein binding; histone methyltransferase activity; double-stranded DNA binding. The record is from RefSeq and is a predicted model, not a curated record. Lineage: Eukaryota; Viridiplantae; Streptophyta; Magnoliopsida; Lamiales; Lamiaceae. The transcript has 2 exons.
AAACCUACCUUUUGGGUUCGAUAAACCUCUGUUGGGAAUUUAGGCCAUUAACGAAUUUGAACCUCCGCCCAAUUCUACAAUGGAGGAACCACAUUGCCGGAAAAUCAACUACCAUCAAACCGGCGAACCAUUCUUCCAAUGCGCCCCCAUCGUCAUUCCUUACCUCAAUCCCACCGAGCUAGUCUCCAUCUCCUCAACCUGCAAAACCUUGCACCACCUCUCCACCAACGUAACUUCCCGCAGAACCUCCGACGCUUCCAGAGGUUUUGAGAAGCUUCCCAUCCCUUUCCACAACCCCAUCCCCGGCGACCCCCACACCUACUCCUACUUUCUCUACACUCCAUCUCAGACCCUCCGCACUACCACCCACUUCCGCCGGCCAUGGGGCUCCGACCACGAUGCCCCACCCGAUCCCUCCUCUCCUUUUCUAUUCCGCGUCGACGGCGCCACCGGUUGCGACUGCACAAAAGGCUGCGGCGGCGAUGAUUUUUGCCCCUGCUUGAAUCUAGAAUGCGGACCGAGUUGCAAGUGUGACUCUCUGUGCGGCAACAGGGCGACUCAGUGCGGGGUGAAUUUGAGGUUGAAGAUAGUAAAACACGAGAAAAAGGGCUGGGGCCUCUAUGCGGCGCAGCUGAUCACCGCCGGAAGGUUUAUCUGCGAAUACGCCGGUGAGGUUUUGUCGACAAAGGAAGCAAGAGAGAGGCAGCAAAGCUACGACGAAGCCGCGAGGAUGGAACGGCUAAGUCCGGCUCUUUUGGUGGUGAAGGAGCAUCUUCCAUUUGGAAACACAUGUAUGAGGAUGAACAUCGACGCAACCAGGAUCGGCAACAUUGCGCGAUUCAUCAACCAUUCAUGUGAUGGCGGCAACCUCGACACCCUGAUACUCAGAAGUUCCGGUUCCCUCCUGCCCCGCGUCUGCUUCUUUGCGGCUUCGGAUAUUCAGGAAGACGACGAGCUCACUUUCAGCUAUGGCAAUGUCGCCCUUAGUGCCGAUCCUCGCCCUUGUUUCUGCGGUGCUUCUUCUUGCGUCGGCAUCCUACCAUCCGAGCACACAUGAUAUAUUGAUAUUCUAUGCUGCUUUGUUAUAACGGAUGGAUCAAUCAGAGUUUAAAGACUUGAUUUUGAUGAGUUAUUAGACUUGAUUUUGAUGAGUUAUUGUACAACAAAGUGCAUGUUGAGAGCUGGCA